Molecule: messenger RNA, 2976 nt
Organism: Dicentrarchus labrax (European seabass)
Lineage: Eukaryota; Metazoa; Chordata; Actinopteri; Moronidae
Gene: chpt1
Product: choline phosphotransferase 1
Exons: 8
Coding region: 216-1364 (382 amino acids)
Biological process (GO): phospholipid biosynthetic process
Cellular component (GO): Golgi apparatus; endoplasmic reticulum membrane
Molecular function (GO): diacylglycerol cholinephosphotransferase activity
Source: RefSeq, a predicted model, not a curated record
AGACUAUCGACAUCUCAUGGUUCCGCUGUGGAAAUGGCCUCGUCUUGUCACCCAGCUAUAAAUGCCAAAUGAGCUGCUAUCUUUCGGAGUCGGCCGAGAGAAGAUAGCCCCCGCUUGAGCCACUCAACCCAAAGGCCGGGGGCGGGGGGGUGGGUAGAAAGAAUUACCGGGACGUUUGUUACCGUAAUUUUGAGGAGUGACUAGGCAGAAAAGCGAUGCCACAUUUCCCGUGGCCAGAGCCGCUGUCACCCGCUCAACUCAAGCGGUUGGAGGAGCACAAAUACAGCGCCUCCGGUCGAUCCCUGUUCGAGCCGCCGUGUCAGGUCUACUGGAACUGGCUCAUCCAGCAAAUACCGACAUGGGUCGCGCCAAACACUCUGACUAUUGUUGGACUGCUGGUCAAUAUCCUCUCCACGGUGGUGCUUGUGUAUUAUUGUCCCACGGCAACAGAGGAGGCUCCAUCAUGGGCCUUCAUCAUGAGCGCUCUGGGCCUGUUCAUCUACCAGUCUCUAGACGCCAUUGAUGGGAAGCAGGCCAGGAGGACAAACACCAGCUCACCGCUGGGGGAGCUCUUCGACCACGGCUGCGAUGCCGUCUCCACAGUCUUUGUUGCUGUGGGAACGUGCAUUUCAUGUGGAAUAGGAAGAUACUCGAACUGGAUGUUCUUCUGUGGUUUCAUUGGGAUGUUCAUGUUCUUCUGCGCCCACUGGCAGACCUACGUGUCCGGGACCCUCCGCUUUGGCCUGAUUGACGUGACAGAGGUGCAGGUCGCCAUCACGAUCAUGUAUUUGAUGACGGCAUUCGGAGGCGUGAGCCUUUGGCAAACCACGUUGCCCAUCAUAGGAAUGCAGCUGUACGUCUUCCCCAUCAUUGGCAUCAUCGGAGGGGCCCUCUACUCCUGCUACAACUACUUCCAUGUCAUUUUGAAUGGAGGUGUUGGCAAAAACGGCUCUACUGUGGCGGACACCAGUGUGCUGAGUCCUGGUUUGCACAUCGGCCUCAUCCUCACCCUGGCCUUCAUCAUUUUCAAGAAGUCGUCCAGCCACUUGUUUGAGCACCACCCCUGCCUGUACCUGCUCGCCUUCGGCAUGGUCAUCUCCAAGAUCUCCAACAAGCUGGUGGUAGCACACAUGACAAAGAGUGAGCUGCACCUCCCAGACACAGCCUUUGUAGGCCCUGGCCUCCUCUUCCUUAACCAAUACUUCAACAGCUUCAUUGACGAGCACAUAGUCCUCUGGAUCGCCAUGGUCUUCUCUCUUCUGGAUCUCACGCGCUACUGUACGGGCGUGUGCCUCCAGAUCGCCUCUCACCUGCGCAUCCAAGUCUUCAGCAUCACUCCACCGAGCCACGGCCACCGCGACUGACGGCUUGCCCGGCGGGAGGAGGCGGGGGGAGACGCGGAUCUCUCCCCGCUACUGAAAGCAGACGACCACGAUGGCGAGGAGAUGUCCUUGACCCCGAGCCACUGCAGCCUUGACAAAGUCACCACUUCUGAAUAAAACUGCCUCUCCCCCAACAGAAGGAAGAAAAUAAAAACAACUCAACACUACAAACCAAAAAAAAAAAAAAAAAAAAAAGAAAAAAAGGUUUUGAAAAGCAUGGAUCUAUUGAAUGAACAAAUUACAUGGGACCAGAGUUUCCCUUAAAUUACUCAUUGGUUGUUGUAGCCAAUAAGUUUUAAUUUAAACAUCAGUGCAUGUCAGAAAAAUAAAGUUUAGAUUUUCACAUCAGAAGUGCACUCUUAACACUUCCUGUUUAUUCAACUCAAAUACCAAAAUAUUUUCUUUAACAGGUAUUUUAUUGCUUGGGCAGAUAUCAGUGCAUUUUUAUCUGCUUUAAAUUUACAGACGUGUGGGAUUGUCACAUAUUUAAGACUCAUAAAUAUACGACAAUCUUAACUCAAUAAGGUAAAGCUCUUUGAUAUAUGCCCAAACUAAAACCUGUUGAAAGUUUUCUUAAUAAUUUGUUUUUAUUUAUUCAAUGAAUGUGACUCCAUGGAACAUAAAUCAGGGUUUGAAAAUACAGAUUAAAAUUUUUAAAUGACCUUUAAAACCUCAUAAUUUCCAAUGAAGUUUGCAAUGUGGACUGGCAGGUUGUCAACGAGCUACGUGGAAGGGUGACGGUCUGUGUGUUAGUGCUGAAAACGACGACAGGUUUUCUAUAAGGCUUUCUCUUACAAACAUCUUUCUAUUAAUAUUUUUAUUCCCUGUUACUCAUCUCAUCCUACAGUCCUGGAAAAUAAAAUAAAAAAAACCACACCUCACCUCCGGCCUGUAGAGCGCCGUCGACUGAUGAAGCACCAACGCACGACUUCUGCUUUCUCUGUUCUUCUCCCUGAAGGGCUAAUAAUUAUUUGUGAUUGUACAGAUUUCAACUGAAGACGCCUUAAAUAUUUUUGUUGUAAUUACUGUUUAACUUGUGAAUAUUUAAAACGGCUUUGUACGUUGUUUCAUCCCAGAUGCAACAAUAGUAAUAAUACAACUCUACUGGAGGGUGUUUAUUUCUUUUUUUUAACUGUUUGCUCAUGAUAUUUCUUUACUUAUACAAAUGUAUAUUAUGUAUAGGUGAGUGAUUCAUUUGGAUCUUCAAGAUUUGUUGGAUUAUCACUAAUUUUAUAAUGAUGGAUUAUCACUGAAUAGUUGAAAUCUAACUGAAUCAUUAUUCAGGUUCAUUGGGAUCAAAAGGGAUAUUUCUGUAGUGCCGGUGAACUAUUUAAGGGUUUAAAAAAAAAAAAAAAGAGAAAAAUAAAAUGAUCUUCCUCUCUGAUUCUGCUUCUGCAGGAUUACGGACGUUGUAGAGGGGCAUGUCCUAAAAAGUUGGGUUUGCAUAAUUUACAAUGGACUUUGGAACUAUGCAUUAAAAUGUACAGCCUUGAUUUCAACACCGUGUUGCACUGUUCAAUAAUACAGUAAAACACCUUUCUACUAACAAAUAUGAGUGGAAAAGAUUGUAAUAAAGAAAAUAUUUUUCAUGUGA